Messenger RNA from Staurois parvus, 475 nucleotides. The record is from the annotation of a GenBank genome assembly. NCBI's taxonomy places the organism in Eukaryota, Metazoa, Chordata, Amphibia, Anura, Ranidae.
AUGGGCCCCUGUACCGCCUCCUCAUGCUGCUGCCAGGCCCGUAAUCUGCCAUGGGCCCCCGUACCGCCUCCUCAUGCUGCUGCCAGGCCCGUAAUCUGCCAUGGGCCCCCGUACCGCCUCCUCAUGCUGCUGCCAGGUCCAGAGUCUCUCAUGGGUCCCUGUACGGCCUCCCAUUGCUGCUGUCUCCAUCGCCACACUCUGCCAUGUGCCACUUUCAGGUCUCCUAAGACUGCUGGUGGGUUCCAUUUUUGUCAUAGGGUGCUGUAUGGCCUCCCAUUGCUGCUGCCUCCACCGCCACACUGUGGCUCCACACUCUGGUUUUGGCCCCGUGACUGCCCAAAUGAGUGAAGUGUGCGGUGAUUCUAAGAUCGACGGCACUCAUCUGCAUGUCAUACUGACUGACAGUAUUAUUUCUCUUCCCCAGCAGACUCCAAGGGCAUUUAAAUUAAAGGUACAGUGUUCUGCACUAAUAUAA